Cotesia glomerata is the source of this 568-nucleotide messenger RNA. RefSeq names its product mediator of RNA polymerase II transcription subunit 22 (gene MED22). The transcript has 2 exons. The record is from RefSeq and is a predicted model, not a curated record. Gene Ontology annotation, molecular function: transcription coregulator activity. The coding region runs from base 86 to 511 and encodes 141 amino acids. NCBI's taxonomy places the organism in Eukaryota, Metazoa, Arthropoda, Insecta, Hymenoptera, Braconidae. Gene Ontology annotation, cellular component: mediator complex. Gene Ontology annotation, biological process: regulation of transcription by RNA polymerase II.
UUGUUGUUGUUGUUUUAAGCGGUGUAAACAUAACACUAAAGGUUUUUUUUUUUAUUUUUAAAUAUUAAUACUAAAUAGUAAUAAAAUGAGUAAUGUACGUAAUUUACCGCAAAGCAAAGAAGCUUUAUUAAAAUCUUAUACAAUAAGACUAAAGGACGAUGUUAAAUCGAUGCUGGAAAAUUUUGAAGGAAUUUUAAAGCUAGCAAAAGGCGACACGGAAGCCCAGCAGCUGACGAGGAUGACGCAGUGCGAGCAGGACACAUACGAGAUGCACGUAAGAGCGGCAAAUAUCGUCAGAGCCGGGGAAUCCCUGAUGAAGCUGGUCUCUGAUAUCAAGCAGUACCUGAUUUUAAACGAUUUUCCGUCGGUAAACGAGGCGAUCGCGACCAACAGCAAGCUCUUCAGGCAGAAGCAGGCCGAGUGCGACCAAAAAUUGGCGUCCUUGAGGGACGACAUGGCUGCUGAUUUGUACGACCUUGAAGAAGAAUAUUAUACCUCAAUUUAUAAAUGAUAACAAUUAUUUUAGGAUAAUUUUUUAAUUAAUAAACUUUAUUUGUGUUCAUUAAAA